AUGAACUUCGCUCCCUUCUCCGGUCACACGCCGGCCGCGUCCCAGAUGCCUACGAUCCACCAGUUCGCGGCGAAGUUCGGCUAUGAAGGCAGCGGCAGUACUAGCAGCAGUGUGGUGCAAGAAACGAGGUACCAGGCCACCGGCAGUAAUGUGCAGUUCGCCGUUACACCGUCGAGCGGAGUCACUGUAGACGGCGUCAAGUUCAGACAGGCCGAGAGUGUUGUGGUCGUCAGCAACUCUCAGCCAGGAUCUGUCACACUAGCUGGUAUACCGCCCAUACAUUCUGUCAAUGCGGGUGUGAAAUACCAGAGUAUAACAGCGACAUCAUCAACUGUGAACGUGGGUAACAUCGCGUACGGAGGGAGCGGGCAAGUGGGCUACGUGCAGGAGACGGUGUUAAAGGGAGAGCAGAGGGACAAGAGGGAGUACAGAGAGGAACACCAUGAUAUCAUGACUUCUAUGCUGCAGCAACAUCAAGUGAGUCAAGCACCUCUGCAGCAGGGCACGCAGCAAUUAGUGGUGGUUCUUCACGAGCCCAAGGAGGGCGCAGCACUAGCUCGGGCCAUCAAGCAGGAGGGACGAAACCAACGCGAAUUCUCCAAUGUACCCACGGAGUUUAUUAGUAUAGGUGAAGUGGAAGGGACUUGGCUCGGAGGCGGCGUGGCGGACUACCUCUCAGCAUUACCGUUACCGCUACACCAUCUGUUGAAGUACUCCGACAAACGCGAGGAACCCACCAUAGUCACUGUAACGAAUUCACUCCCUCCUAUGUCUACUCUUACUUCGGUGCCCACCAACGUCGUGAACAGUGUCGUCGUUCAAACAGCUACGAUAGUGAGUCCUGUUAUAAAUGCCACAGUCAGUUCUAACAUCAAUGUGAACGCCAUUACGAUGGCCAAGAAAAAGAAGAAGAAGAAAGCUCUCAAGGAAAAGAAGCCGAGACCAAAACCCGGGGAAAUACGAUUGACGACUGCUCUAGAUGGAAGUACUCUUUAUUGCUGCCCGGAGUGUCAUAUGGCAUACCCUGAACGCGGUCUUCUGGAUCAACAUCUCGUGGGACACACAAUGGAAAGAAGAUUUAUUUGCGACAUAUGCAACGCGGCACUCAAGCGUAAGGAUCAUUUGACGAGACACAAGCAGUCCCACAACCCUGAACGGCCUCACGUCUGCUCCGUGUGUCUGAAAGCCUUCAAACGCAAGGAACAGCUCACACUACACUUUAUAAUACACUCGGGAGAGAAGAGACACGUGUGCAACGAGUGUGGGAAAGGUUUCUAUCGCAAGGAUCAUCUCCGCAAGCACACACGCUCACACAUCGCGCGACGAGUCAAAGCUGAACUAUCUCAACAAUCGAACACGCCACCGCUCUCACAGACGGUACCAGCUCCCCCAUUAGAGCCCUCUUGA
Molecule: messenger RNA, 1407 nt
Organism: Danaus chrysippus (African queen)
Lineage: Eukaryota; Metazoa; Arthropoda; Insecta; Lepidoptera; Nymphalidae
Source: the annotation of a GenBank genome assembly